Messenger RNA from Cutaneotrichosporon oleaginosum, 2552 nucleotides. RefSeq lists its product as uncharacterized. The record is from RefSeq and is a predicted model, not a curated record. Gene Ontology annotation, molecular function: carbohydrate binding; peptide-N4-(N-acetyl-beta-glucosaminyl)asparagine amidase activity. NCBI's taxonomy places the organism in Eukaryota, Fungi, Basidiomycota, Tremellomycetes, Trichosporonales, Trichosporonaceae. Gene Ontology annotation, cellular component: cytosol; nucleus. Gene Ontology annotation, biological process: protein quality control for misfolded or incompletely synthesized proteins; glycoprotein catabolic process; protein deglycosylation.
CCGGCGGCGGCGGCGGCGGCCCGCGCCGGCCGGCCGCGCAAACCCUCCCCCCUCGGCGCGAUACUGAUCCUCGCGGCGCUCGGCGCAUCAUACUUCGCACUACAGGGCACGCCGCUCGCCCCCUUCCUUCCCGGCAACCAAGUGGCGAUCGGCGGCGCCGAGAUCCUGAACUGGCUGAUGCGGCUGCUGGGCGCCGAGCGCGAGGUGCAAGGCCACGCGGACUUUGGGGACGGGCGCAAGCUCACGUGCCCGCCGGCGUUCGCGCGCCCGGCCUCGCAGGGGCUGUACCAUGUCAACGUCAAUCUCGGGAACGGGGGGCCGGAGCCGGAUCUCAGCGGCGGCAUGAUCCCGAACGUGGGGACGCCGUUCGGGAUGACGCGGUGGACGGCGCAGACGCGCCUCAAUUACGUGUCGAUGUGCCCGUACAACCAGACGGACAAGGUCGUGCACGGGUUCAUUGGGACGCACCAGCCCGCGGUGUGGAUGGGCGAGUCGGGGCCCGUGCAGGUCGGCGUGGGGCUCGGCGACGUCGUGACGGAUUUCCAGAGGCGCGGCCUCAAGUUCCGCAGGAAGGACGAGUAUGCGUCCCAGAACUACUACUCGAACGUGUUGCGGGGCAAGCACGGCCUGAUCGAGGCCGAGCUCGCGGCGACCUCUCGCGUCGGCCAUAUGCGCUUCACGUUCCGCCCGAACGGCACGGCAGCGCCGUUCGUCGUGCUCGACGCGUCGCGGGUCAGCGCGGUCACGAGCAACCCGCGCAAUGUGUCGCUGCCGGUCGGACACGCCGAGGUGGACUUUGAGCGGCGCGAGAUCAGCGGGUGGAACGACGAGCGGCAGGACCACAUCCUCAUGAGCGACGCGCUGCCCGCCAAGGGGUUUAAGGGGUACUUUGUCGCGCGGUUCUCGCGCCCCUUCGCGAGCGGCGGCAUCUCGCAUUCCGGCAUGCUGCGCCGCGCGCACAUCGGAGACGGCAAAGUGCUUUCUGCAUAUGUGACGUUCCCGCGCGGCACGCCGGACGUUGACGUGCGCGUCGGCGUGAGCUUCAUCAGCGUAGACCAGGCGCGGCGGAACCUCGAGCACGAAGUGCCGGAUGGGCAGAGCCUCGAGGCGACGUCAGUGGGUGCGCGCGCCGAGUGGGCCGCCAAGCUCGACCUGUUGAGCGUGCAGGGCGCAACGCCCUCCAACCUCACCGUCCUGUACACCGGCUUCGCGCGCACCCUCGUGUAUCCGUACGAGGUGCACGAGAACGCGGGCACGCCCGCGUCCCCCGACUGGCACUACUACUCGGGGUAUCUCGACGCGGUGGUGGCGGGCCAGAGCUACUCGGGCUACUCGAUCUGGGACACGUUCCGGGCCACCACGGCGUGGCAGCUCCUCGUCGUGCCUGAGCGCGUGCCCGCCAUGCUGACCAGCAUGUUGCAGGACUACACCGAGGGCGGGUGGCUGCCGAUGUGGAAGAACAUUGUCGAGACGAACAUCAUGGUCGGCACGCACGCGGACAGCGUGCUCGCACAGGCGAUGAGCGCGGGCGUGCCGUUCGACUGGGAGCUUGCGUGGGCCGCCGUGCGCAAAAACGCGUAUACCCCGCCGGAGCGGGACACCAAGCUGCGCUACUUUGACCGCGAAGAGCACACGCCGCACGAAGUGCGUGCAGGCCUCACGGAAUAUAUGAAGCGCGGGUGGGUCGCGGACGACUUGCACUCUGAGGCGGGGUCGCGCACGCUCGAUUACGCGUACGACGACCACGCGGCGGCGAUCGUCGCCGAGCACGUCGGCGCGACGAAGGAUGCCAAGGCGUUGCGGAAACGCGCGCAGAAUUACAGGAGUAUUUGGAACAACGCGACGGGGUUCAUGGAGGCGCGGCGCGCGGACGGGUCCUGGGCCGGCAGCUGGGCGGGGUGGACCGAGGGCGACCAUUGGGCGUAUUCGCUGACGGUGUUGCACGAUGUGCCGGGGCUUAUCGAGCUCAUGGGCGGCAACGCCAAGUUUGUGGACUUUAUCGACAGGCAUUUCGAGGGCGGGCAUAAUCUGCACACGAACGAGCCGAGUCAUCAUAUUCCCUACCUCUACUCCUUCGCGCCCGGCGCCGCGCACAAGUCGCAGAAGUGGAUCCGCGAGGUGGGCGAGAACGAGUACAACCACACGGCGACGGGCUUGAGCGGCAACGAAGACUGCGGACAAAUGAGCGCAUGGUACCUCUUCUCGGCGCUGGGGUUCUACCCCGUCGACCCGGCGUCCGCGACCUACGUCCUCGGCACGCCGUUCUUCGACCGCAUCCAGCUGCGCCUGCCGGCGUCGGGCACGGACGGCGCGCGCGCCAUCACGGUUGUCGCGCCGGGCGCGCGGCACAAGCGCUACGUCCGCGGCCUGCGCGUCGACGGCCGCGAGCACGACAGUAUCCAUAUUACGCAUGCGCAGAUUGCCGACGGCGCGAGCUUCGAGUUCGAGAUGGCGCGCGCGCCGCAGUCGUGGCCGCAUUGAUCUGUAAGUAGCGAUUUGUCACAGUAGUGUCCUAGUACUUGCAUGCAACAUGACGACCAAGUGUUCAUAUC